AUGCAGCAGCAGCAACCGCUGCAACCGGAGGGACAGCAGCAGCAACCGCUGCAACCGGAGGGGCAGCAGCAGCAACCGCCCCCACCCCCAGAUGACAAAAUCCAGUCGGGCGUGGAGCGCUCUCUUCCUCAGUCAGAGUGCCUGCCAUCGAGCGGCGCUCCAAGCGGACAAGCCGGGGAUGUCCCUGUCGGUCAAACUUCGCCCCCAGGUGCCUCGUUGGGUGGACCCCCGCCCCCGCCCUCCGAUGGCGACAAUGCCCUGCUCCCUGGAGCCGUGUGCCUGCCAGCCGCCUCGCCUGGGGGGGAGGCCGCCGGACAGGCAUCCAAGGGUGAGGCUGAUUCACAGCCGGGCGAUGCACCCCCGUCUUCCGGAGGUGAGCAGCCCCCGCCACCGGUCAAAGAGGAGCCCCUUUCUUCGGAGGACGGCCAACCCCCAUCGCCGGUCAAGGAGGAGCCCCUUUCUUCGGAGGACGGCCAACCCCCAUCGCCGGUCAAAGAGGGACCCCUCUCUUCCGCGGGAGAACUGCCCCCAGUGCCCCCAUCGCCUCUGCUCUCGGAAGUCGAAAAGUCACUUCCCCAGUCUGAGUGUCUUCGGCUGCCUACGCCCACCCUGGGGGAGCCUACCCCGUCGGCAGUAAAAGAGGAGCCUCAGUCUACGGAGGCAGAACAGCCCCCACCGCUGGAGACAGAACCUUCGUCGGGGAGAGAAGAAAAGACUCAGCCUGCUGAAGAAGAUAUCCCGUCACCACCCCCACCAGCAGCUGAGCUUUCGCAGCAGCCCCAGCAGCCCUCCGAGGAGCAACCCUCCCCGCCAGGAGACCUGCAGCGCCCACCAUCCAGCAGCAGCGGUCCGGCAGCGCCACCCCCUGUGCCUGACGGGGUGCCCGAGGACGCCGCCCAAGAAGCGGCGGACCCGGUGGCCUCGAACGACACGGAGACCCGCGGAGCACCGGUAGAGCCGACCCCCGCGCCUGACGGGCUGCCCGAGGACUCCGACCAGGAGGCGGCUAAAGCGGUCGCGCCGAACAAGACGGACAGCAGCAUGCAGACGGAUGGCCGAUACAGACGCCCCAGCCGACAGAGCAAGGCGUCGUCCAAAGCUGUUGACGCACACUCUGCCGCCGGUGGGGACGACGCCAAGGUGCCGAAAACCGACGAGGGCCGCGACGAGCCCAAGAGCGUCACGGGGAAGGCGUCCACCACCAGCGCUGCCGUCAGCCAACGCGGUGACACGAACGUGGACGCCCUGGAGGAGGCGGAUGAGGUCGCUGUCUCGGUGGUCACCAAGCAGUCCAAGGGGCUGUUCGGCGAUGAUGUCAGCAUGUCCUGCUCGUCGAGUGUACCCGGGGGCGCCGCGAGGCCAGCAGAGACAUCUGCUGUCCCCGCCUCUGCAGAGCCACCUGCAGCUGUCCCACCCUCCGCACCUACUUCCGAAGGUUCCGACGCCACCGUACCCGAGGCCCCGCCGGCAGAAGACCUGCCGGCUGCCCCCGCCUCUACAGAGCCACCUGCAGCUGCCCCGCCGUCCGCGCCUACUCCCGAAGGCCCCGGCGUCGCCGUCCCUGACGCCUUGCCGGCAGAAGCCACGCCGGCUGCGCCUACCUCAGAGGGCCCCGGGGGCGCUGACCCAAGUAGUGCUGACGGCGGCGAUGGUGCGACUGAACCGUCAGUUGUUCCUGACGUCGGCACUUCAGAGGCGCCUGGCGGGACGGAUGUCGCUGACGACGGCAAAGAAGGCGCGGUGGCAGGUGAUGCUGACUCCGGAAUUGCGUCCGGCGGGUCCGCCGUCUCGAGGUACUCGACCUCAUCCCCGGACAAGGCUCCCGGGGAGGAGGCCCCAACGGGACAAGGAGAGCCGAUCGGCGGUGGUGAGUCAGCUGCAGGGGGUGCUGGCGCAGAGAGCACCGCGCCCACGGCGGUAGAGCAGGAAAUGGCUGCCGGGGAGGUAGCAGCACCGUCUACUGAAAAAGUACCCGCCGACGACGCGCCAUCUGGUGAACAGGUACCCGCCGACGGUGCCACACUGGCUGGUGAAGAUAACGUCGCGCCACCUGAAGAACAGAGACCUGCACCACCAUCGCCCGCUCAAGAAGCGGUAAACGAAUUGCCCGAACAUGAGCGCAAAGUGAAGUCUGUCAAUGUUAUGGGGGACGACACGAGCUUGUCGUGCGCCAACCACGAACUCGGUCUAGAAGCAAAACCGGUAGCGGGUCCCAUACAAGGUCCCUCUCAGAGUGGAGCGCCACCACCAUCCACCACCCAGGACCAGUCAAAGGGGGAGACAGCCGGUGUGACGGGUCAGCCGGAAGAGUCUCGAAAGUCUGUCACUUCGGAUGCAAAGGGGUCAGUUGUGUCUAAGGACUCGGGGCUGCCACCGUCUGAAAAGAGUGUGGCAAGUGAGGGCGAGGCGGGGGAGGCACCGAGUGAAGCCUUG
Messenger RNA from Frankliniella occidentalis (western flower thrips), 2433 nucleotides. Its product is annotated as mucin-1-like. The annotation marks the transcript as partial. The transcript is spliced from 2 exons. NCBI's taxonomy places the organism in Eukaryota, Metazoa, Arthropoda, Insecta, Thysanoptera, Thripidae. The record is from RefSeq and is a predicted model, not a curated record.